Molecule: messenger RNA, 1110 nt
Organism: Sphenostylis stenocarpa
Lineage: Eukaryota; Viridiplantae; Streptophyta; Magnoliopsida; Fabales; Fabaceae
Source: the annotation of a GenBank genome assembly
AUGGCUGCACAGGAGCAGAAGAUUUUUGCCUACGAAACCUUGGCUGCUGUCACCAAGAAUUUUAGUGAUAUUCAUAAGCUAGGUGAGGGAGGUUUUGGACCUGUCUACAAGGGGAAGCUGAAUGAUGGGAGAGAGAUUGCUGUGAAGAAGUUAUCACACACUUCAAAUCAAGGGAAGAAGGAAUUCAUGAAUGAAGCCAGGUUGUUGGCUCGUGUGCAGCAUCGGAAUGUGGUCAAUUUAGUGGGCUAUUGUGUCCAUGGCAACGAAAAGCUACUUGUUUAUGAGUAUGUUGCUCAUGAAAGCCUAGACAAGCUUCUUUUCAAAUCACAAAAGAGAGAGAAGCUUGAUUGGAAACGAAGGUUGGGCAUAAUCACAGGCGUGGCAAAGGGGUUACUUUAUCUGCACGAAGACUCUCACAAUUGCAUCAUCCAUCGCGACAUCAAGGCGAGUAACAUCUUGCUUGAUGACAAAUGGACGCCCAAGAUUGCAGAUUUUGGCAUGGCCCGUCUCUUCCCCGAAGAUCAAAGCCAAGUCAAUACACGUGUGGCUGGAACCAAUGGAUACAUGGCUCCGGAAUAUGUUAUGCAUGGAAAUCUAUCAGUGAAGGCAGACGUAUUUAGUUAUGGAGUUUUGGUGUUGGAGUUGAUCACCGGCCAAAGAAACUCUUCUUUUAAUUUGGAUGUGGACGCGCAGAAUCUGCUUGAUUGGGCAUACAAGAUGUACAAGAAAGGGAAGAGCUUAGAAAUUGUGGACUCGACGUUAGCAGCUACGAUGGUAGGUGAAGAGGUGGCCAUGUGCAUUCAGCUGGGUUUGUUAUGCACACAAGGCGAUCCACAGCUACGUCCCACAAUGAGGCGUGUGGUGGUGAUGCUGUCGAGGAAGCCAGGCCAGAUGCAAGAACCAACAAGACCAGGAGUACCUGGUUCCAGAUACAGAAGACCUCGGAGACACUCUGCAUUGUCUUCCACAGUGGGUACUUCUGGUGCCUCUGAUUCACACACUUCUGAUUCAAGUAAUAAUUAUACCACUGUUACCACCAGUGCCACAGGGACUAGCUCUGCUACUGUUGAAACAGACCCCAAAGGUAAACGUCCAAUGCGGGAGGGUUAG